GCUGAUUGCUCCGAUAAAGAUACCUAUACGUGCCUCGAGGUGGGAACGCACAGUGACUCUCAGUGAUUCGUGAAAUCUGCUAGAAUGAAAUUAUUACUGGUAUUGAUGUUGUGUGGCUUGGCGGCGGCUGCGUCAACCGUUGGGAAGCCGAUAUCCACUGAUUUAGAUGCUGAAACCUCAGUACAAAGCCGUAACUUCCUUGUCAACGCCCUAGUCCGCCAGCUGAUCGAAUACGUCAGACACGUCAUCAACAAUGGCUCCUUGAUCUUCAAAAUCCCCCCACUAGACCCCCUAGUGCUGACUCACUUCCACCUGGAAGUUCCCGCUGGACUUAUCAACCUUGAUAUUGAAUUGAAGAAUAUCCUCGCAACCGGUAUUGGUUCUUUCGUGGUCCACAAAAGCCACCUCAACCUCUCCGACCUGACCUUCGAUUUGGAUAUCUCCGUACCCACCAUCGAUGCCUCUGCUGAACAUUACGACCUCACCGGAGAUUUCUUCACUGCCAUCCCACUUUACGGAAAAGGAGACGCUGUGUUCAAAGCUGACGGCUUCAGGGUCCAGGGUAAACUUUACCUGAAGCAAUCUGAUGACGGCAAAUCAAUCCUCAUUGAUAGAAUCGAAAAUGCAUCAUUCGUUGUGCCAUCUUUCAAAUCGAAAAUCUCCGGUGCAAUUGGCGGUGGUGACAUUGACGGCAUCGUGAACUCCAUGGUCGAAGAUGUGAUCGUAGACUACGUGAACAGGUUCCAAGGCGCCAUCUCCGAGGGCGCGGCUCGUCUCCUCGUAAACGCCGCCAACCCCUUCCUGGACCAGCUCGACACUUGGCGAUACAUCGCCGUAUUGCUGCCUCGUUACAACGACAUGCUUAGAAACUGAUAAACUUCAAAAACGCAUCUUUAAGCCCUCAUGCCUAACUGUCUCUGUCUUUUUCAACGUAAAGCCUUCGAAAAAAGAGGCAUAGAAUGAGGUUUAAUAAUUACCCUUUGUGUCUAUUAUAAUCAUCGAGUUUCAAUCAAAUGAGACCCAGCAAAGUUCUAAAACUAUCCAUACAAACUUGUACAUAUAUAAGAAGAGUUUUUAAUGUAACGUUAUAAAUUGUUUGUUUCAUU
This is a messenger RNA of Trichoplusia ni (cabbage looper), 1106 nucleotides long. RefSeq lists its product as uncharacterized. Bases 85 to 873 code for a protein of 262 amino acids. The record is from RefSeq and is a predicted model, not a curated record. The transcript has 7 exons. NCBI's taxonomy places the organism in Eukaryota, Metazoa, Arthropoda, Insecta, Lepidoptera, Noctuidae.